Oreochromis niloticus (Nile tilapia) is the source of this 5921-nucleotide messenger RNA. RefSeq names its product protein kinase cGMP-dependent 1b (gene prkg1b). The coding region runs from base 1159 to 2865 and encodes 568 amino acids. Gene Ontology annotation, biological process: protein phosphorylation. Lineage: Eukaryota; Metazoa; Chordata; Actinopteri; Cichliformes; Cichlidae. The record is from RefSeq and is a predicted model, not a curated record. Gene Ontology annotation, molecular function: ATP binding; cGMP-dependent protein kinase activity. The transcript is spliced from 18 exons.
GCCCCUGGGUUUCUCAAACAUAACUCCGGCCCUGACAGCAGCCGUAAAUGUCCAGCUUUUAAACCCUGAAAGCUUCAAAUGUUUCUGAGUGAGUGAGGAGGAGGAGGAGGAGGAGGAGCUGAGGCAGACCAACUUUUCGUGGCUCGUGUCGUUCAGCCUCAGCUCCGGUAACUCGCUGAAGUGCCGCCGGGAUGAAGCGGGAACGUUUCCGUCCUCCGGUGCGCGGCUCAGAGAGGAGAGCGUCUCCUUCUUCCUGCACGUUUCUCUUUGCGUUUCGCGUUUUUUCGCUUAUCGGUCUGAAAACAGCUCCUGUGCACCUGAGUGACGCUCAGCCCGCAGCAGGAGGAGCAGGGGGAGAGCGGGGCUCGUGUUUCACGCCGUGUGUUUGCGUGGAUUCGCUUCUGCGGACGCCGCUGUGCUGACGAAGCCUUCCUCCGGACUUCACGCGAGGACCUGUGGAUUCUUCACUUAAACUUUGUUCCACGCUGUCGUCUCACUGAUCAGAUGUUUCCUGGAGGUACAGCUGACGCUGAGAGCUGGUGAGUGUCUGCUCAGGUUUCCUCUCACUCAUCUCCACAUCUGCUCAGAUGAAACAGGGAGGAUGUGAGGUCACACCCUGAGGACCAAACGUUUCUCCAGUUUCAUCAUCAGGAAUUUUGUUUUCCUUGAAGACCUUUAAAGACUUCGAUGGGAGAAAGCUGAAACUUCCACAAAGAAGGAAACUAUCCUAAAGCCAGAACUAGGUGUUUGCUUCCUGGUGAAACUCUGAGAAGCCCAUCUGAGGAAUCCAGGGAGACCCUGGAGGUCCUUCAGUACAUACUGAGAAGGAAGGGUGAAACUAAUGACACACCUGAAUUAUCCUCCUGGAAGAACCUGCAGCAUGACCUCAGACAAGCCUCAUUGAGCUGCCAGACUCAAAAGUUUUGAGGGAGGGAUGUGAGGAGAGCUUCUCAGACACUGAGCUGAAACUCUGAUGAUUUAUCCAGAGGAACCACAUGAUAACCCACGAGGCCUCUGAAGACGCUGAAAGGCUUUGACUCUGAAGCUUCCUGAAGGUCAAGGUUCAAAUUUUUGAUGUGACCCCUGAGACCUGCUGAAUGUGGCAGAAGAAACAAAUCGAAGGAGCUGAUAAAGGAGGCCAUCUUGGACAAUGACUUCAUGAAGAACCUGGAGCUGUCUCAGAUUCAGGAGAUCGUGGACUGCAUGUACCCGGUGGAUUAUGGGAAGGACUCAUGCAUCAUUAAAGAGGGUGAUGUGGGGUCGCUGGUGUUCGUGAUGGAAGAGGGGAAGGUGGAGGUGACGAAGGAGGGGAUGAAGCUGUGCACGAUGGGACCGGGCAAAGUGUUCGGAGAGCUCGCCAUCCUCUACAACUGCACCAGGACGGCGACAGUGCAGACUCUGACCCAUGUGAAGCUGUGGGCCAUCGACCGGCAGUGCUUCCAGACCAUCAUGAUGAGAACCGGACUCAUCAAACACGCCGAGUACAUGGACUUCCUGAAGAGCGUUCCCACCUUCCAGAGUCUUCCCGAGGAAACUCUUAGCAAACUGGCGGACGUCAUGGAGGAGACUCAUUAUUCGGAUGGAGAGUACAUUAUCAGACAGGGAGCCCGAGGAGACACCUUCUUCAUCAUCAGCAAAGGGAAGGUGAAUGUGACCCAGGGGGAUUCAGCCACCCAGCAGCCUAAACACCUCAGGGAGCUCGUCAAGGGAGACUGGUUUGGAGAGAGAGCGCUACAGGGGGAGGAUGUCAGAACAGCCAACGUGGUUGCCACGGAGCCGGUCACCUGCCUGGUCAUCGACAGAGACUCAUUCAAGCAUCUGAUUGGUGGCCUGGACGACGUCUCCAAUAAAGGCUACGAGGACGCUGAACUCAAAGCCAAAUACGAGGCGGAGAACGCCUUCUUCUCCAGUCUGAAGCUCACUGACUUCAACAUCAUCGACACGCUGGGAGUCGGAGGCUUCGGACGCGUCGAACUGGUGCAGCUGAAGAGCGACGAGGCAAAGACGUUCGCCAUGAAGAUCCUGAAGAAGCGUCACAUCGUGGACACGAGGCAGCAGGAGCACAUUCGCUCUGAGAAGCACAUCAUGACCGAGGCGCACUCGGACUUCAUCGUCAGGUUGUACCGCACCUUUAAAGACAGUAAAUAUCUGUACAUGCUGAUGGAGGCGUGUCUGGGCGGAGAGCUGUGGACCAUACUGAGAGACCGGGGCUCCUUUGAAGAUUCCACCACCAGGUUCUACACGGGCUGCGUGGUCGAAGCGUUCGCCUACCUGCACGCCAAAGGCAUCAUUUACAGAGACCUGAAACCCGAAAACCUCAUUCUGGACAGCCGAGGAUACGCCAAGCUGGUGGACUUUGGCUUUGCUAAGAAAAUCGGUUUUUGUAAGAAGACGUGGACGUUCUGCGGGACACCGGAGUACGUCGCUCCAGAGAUCAUCCUCAACAAGGGUCAUGACGUCUCUGCUGACUACUGGUCUCUGGGGAUUCUGAUGUAUGAGCUGCUGACCGGCAGCCCUCCAUUUUCAGGUCCAGAUCCAAUGAAAACCUACAAUGUCAUCCUGAGAGGCAUCGACAUGAUCGAGUUUCCAAAGAAAAUCACCAAGAACGCUGCCAAUCUCAUUAAGAAGCUCUGCAGGGAUAAUCCUUCAGAGAGACUUGGAAACCUCAAAAAUGGAGUCAAAGACAUCCAGAAACACAAGUGGUUCGAAGGUUUUAACUGGGAGGGUCUGAGAAAAGGAACGCUGACUCCGCCCAUCACACCCGAUGUCUCCUCUCCGAUUGAUACGGGCAACUUUGACAGUUUCCCCGAAGACACAGAUGAACCACCGCCAGAUGACAACUCUGGGUGGGACUAUGACUUCUAAAGUGGCAGCCAUCAGUUUACACCAACACCCAGAGCUUGACACUUUGUGAAGAAGACGAUGACUUCUCACCGGGCUGAACAAAGGCUGCGUGGGCAUCUUGGUGAAAUAUCCUACCUGAAGUGAUUGUGUUAUUCUAAGCAUGGCUGGAAACUUCUAGGAGUCAAACGCUGAGGAUUUGAGUACCUAGUGCAAGGAAGUUCAUAAAGGGAAAUGGACUCCAGGCCCUUCCUUGGUCGACCUGGUCAAGCUGGUCUCUACUAACAGGAGGAACUUGGGACCCACCAUUACAGCUGAGAGCUGGGAGCUGAAGCAGUUCAGGCAUCAAACAAACUGCCUCUUAACAUCACACGUUUGUUCUUUUUUCAUAUUAAGACAAUGCAGGAUGAUUUCUCGCGGCACUGAGGGCAAGAAGUCAGUCCUACAAACAUCUUUUGCUUUGAUGGUGAUUUUCAGCAAAUAGAUAAAAGCAUGUUUUUAACUUUUACAGCAGAAAUGAUGUCAGCUUUUAGAAACCUGUUGGGACCCUGGGAGAUAAACGGUACAGCUACAAAAAAGGAUCUACAGCAUAGAAAAAGUCCUUUCAGUGAUGCCUCUGAAUAUCUCAUGAACCCAAAGAAGCCUGAUUCCUUGUUUGGCUACAGACGAACUUUGGGCAUGUCCCUCCAUCGAAAGUCAAUGACCUGCGUAGCUCUAUCUUUAUGUGCCGUUUACUGCUACAAGAUUUUCUGUCCCAUAUAUUGCUGCAAAACAACUUUUUUCAGCCCUCUGAAAUCAGGAAAUGAGUUCUUAAAAUGUUUGAUUAACACAUAGACAAUUCCUCUUUACGUUAACCGGCUGCUCCUUCAGCCUGUAUAGAGCAGUCAAGACUGUGCAGUAACUUCAUCCACACAAUACAGAAGAAAUAACUGGAUGUUCCUUAGAGACAAAAAAAAUGCCUUGAGUUAGUGACACACCACAGGCCUUUUUGGAUCCUCAUUCAACUGACACGUUUCACAGGAAGUGAUGUUUACCAUAAAUCUGAUGUAAACAACAAAUUUCCCAUGUGUGGGACUAAUAAAGGUUAUCUUAUCUUAUCUUGUGCUUUCAUCAAAGAUACCUGACAUCUUGACAGUUCAACAAAAUCCUCCCAAAGUGUUUCUGGGAGCAAUGAACAAGGCUAGAUUACCAACCUACCAAAGUGGGGAACUUCUCCAAGGCCCCAGAUCCACCGUGGUUCCACAGACCUAAGGAGUUCUUUAUGAUAAUUACUUUUAGUAACUUCAACACAAGGCUACCCUGUGAGCCCUCCUGCAUACUUCCCCUGUGACAGCAUCACUUUUUGCAGAAUCCGAGAACAACGUCAAAUCAUCCUUCCCAUACUUCCUGAAGACACUGAAGGCAUCGUAGUCCUGCUUUGUGCAACAAGUGGAAAACUUGUGCUUCUCUCAAGUGGCCUUGAUAACUGACAGUUAAACUUUGACCCCCUCAGAGGGAGAACACUCUCCUACUGCUUGCUGUUUGAUUAGGUGGUAGAUUUGGAAGUUUCUGGAGACCCUCACAGAGGGCUGGAGGACGGUUAUGUUCCUCUGUGGCACGAUGAACUGGACAGAGUGAAAUAAAGACAAACUGAGACCGAACACACAAACCUGAGGUCACCACGAUGCCUUCACUUCCUGUUUCAUUUUCUGGAACUUCAGAUCCAAAGACGGAUAGAAAGAAAACAAUGCUGGGCGUAGUAGCGAUCUUCACCCCCAAAGGAUAACGGGGCAGUGAUGCAAACAUUUCUUCUUUAAGCUUUCCUUUCUGUCAUUCUUUAUAUUGUGAGUCUUUGAAUUGCUGCAUGAGAACUGAUGUUUUGAACAAUUUUCCAAGACUUCCUCCAUGUUUUGUGGACAUGAAUUAGACAGCAUGCUUUGAUUUCUUCUGAGCUGUUGGUCUGAAGACGUUUAAAACUGUGCAGGUUUCAGGAGUGUUUCCAUUUUUCUGCAAUGCAUCAAAACCUUUUUGUUCAGAACACGUUAGGGUUACGCGUCUAAGACUUGGCUGUGGACAGGUGGAGGAAAAAUAGCAUCCGUUACGUCUGCAUGCUGACAGUAACUCCGUCACAAAGUGGACCUCUAGUAUUGUUGAGUUGAUGAGUCUGCAGUUUGUUUGCUUCCAAACAUGAGAUGAAAAGAUCAAAUUUGUAGUUAUUUAAAUUUGUACUGAUGAUGUAUUUUUGUGGCCUUUUGUAAAAGCAGCUAACAGUCUCCGUUUGUUAUGAAGUCUUUAUCUUCAGCAGUCGGAUUUCGCUGUGGUUUUACUGUAGAAUGAUCAGUGAUGUGACGUCUGUGAGCUCUGCAUGACAACAACAGUGUGUUCAGUUUUCACCACCAGAGGGCAGCAUACAGACAGACUUCCACAAAGUAGCCUGUGCUGGGCUUUUCCAGCAAAUAUUCCAGUGGAAAAACAUGGAGGUGGGAGUCCAGUGAGGGAUGGAGUCCUCACUGAUGGUUUCUGGGAUGUGGAGAACCACACCACCUACGAGCCUCGCUAAUUAUCAGUAAUUUCCUAUUAUAUCUCAGUAGUUUGAAGUAGAGGACUUCAUAGUCUAAAAUCCUAAAACUAGAAUUUUCAAUCACAGGUCAUACUUUACUCAAAACGGAGAAAUAUCUGUUUCCUCUGACUGACUGGCUCCAUCUGCUGGACAGAGCUAAAAUACUCCUGAUGGGGACGAUCAGAGUCAGGCGACAAUAAAAUACACAAAAUAAAUACGACAUGUAAUUGGACCAGAAAGAGAAAUAUUCAUGUUUAUAUCGAAGUGCUGAUGCUUUGUGUUUGUGUGAUGAAGCUCAAGUGUCAUUGGUUUAUUUGUAUAUACUGGAGAUAUUGUGGUUUGAGGAUGUUUUCAGCUGUUUGUUAUUAUUAUUAUUAUUAUUAUUGUUAUCUUUGCUACAGUGGCUGUUGCAGUAGCUGAAGAAGCCUUCUGACUCUUUCCGUCUCUCAGUGGAAAAAGCUUUAUGGUGAUGACUGUUAAAAGAAAAACUUUUUGCCAAAGCUGCUCGAUCUGUUUCAAAAAAUAAAAGCUGUAAAAAAAA